AUGCUCCAGUUUUGGUUGGCAGCUGUGUACUCUGCAGCAGCACUUGUAUCUGCAGUAUCCGCCGAUGACAGCUACGAUGCUCAAGCUAAAGCUAUCGUCGACACUUUCUCUCACGCCCAAUUGAUUGGCCAAAUGACUCAAAUAAAUAUUGGGGCCGUCAUAGAUUCGGAAACUGGUGGUCUUAAUGAGACUGCUGUGCGUGAGAAUGCCGAGCUCUUCGUCGGAUCGUACCUUAACACGGAUUGGUCCGAACCCUAUGAAGGCAAGUACGGCUACAACGCAAGUGAGUUCCGUGAGAUGAUCGGACGUAUCCAAAACAUCACCAUGUCGGUGACCGGUGGUCAACCUAUUAUCUACGGCCUUGACUCCGUUCAUGGUGCCAACUACGUCGACGGGUCUGUUCUGACGCCCCAGCAGAUUAAUGCUGGUGCGAGCUUCAACCCCGACCUUCUCUACGAGGCGGGUCGCAUGACUGCUCGUGACACCCUUGCUGCUGGUAUUCCUUGGAUUUUUGGUCCGAUCCUCGACAUCUCGCAGAACAAGUUAUGGGCUCGCACUUACGAGACAUACGGUGAGAGCACGUACCUGAGUACGGUCAUGGGAGUCGCUCUCAUCCGCGGAAUCCAGAGCCAGAAUCAAACUGCCGCUUGCGCUAAACACUUUAUCGGGUACUCAAAGACGGCCACUGGUCACGAUCGCACUAAUGUUCUGAUAUCGGACUUUGAACUCCUGAACAAUUUUAUGCCCCCGCACUUGGCUGCGAUUAAUGAUGCUAACGUGCUGACAAUAAUGGAGAACUACAUUUCACUGAACAAUGAACCAGUGAUCGCUAACAAAAAGAUACUGAUCGACCUCCUCCGUGGCGACCUCAAAUUCAAUGGAGCUCUUGUUUCGGACUAUAAUGAGGUCAUGAACUUAAACAUGUGGCACCGCGUGGCCGACGACUAUGAAGACGCGACUAUCAGCUCUUUGACGCAGACGUCGCUUGACUUGAGUAUGAUGGAUGGCACCACUACGAUGCCUGGCACUAGCGUGGUGAAUGAAAUUAGCUUCAUCAAUGCCGGUCUAAAGCUGCUCAAGGAACAACCAGAUCAGGAGGCUCGAAUCCGCCAGUCCGUCGAACGCAUUAUCAAAACGAAGCUGAAACUCGGCCUCUACAAGAAUCCGUUGCCCGGCGCAGAACUUGUGUCGAUGGUUGGUAACGAGAAGGACAAGGAGCUUGCACUGGAGAUGGCUCGCGAAUCCAUUGUGCUGCUCCAAAACGAUGACAACGUGUUGCCUCUGUCGAAGAAAUCGUCCGUCUUCCUCACGGGUCCUUCUGCAGACGACGUUGGUUAUCAGUGCGGCGGCUGGACCAAAUUCUGGCAGGGCGUGUCUGGCAACGAUAUGUUCCCGCACGGAAUUAGUAUUCGAAAGGGGCUUGGAAACUUGGUUGGCAGUGAUUCCUUUUCCUACUUUAACGGUCUGCUGAUCAAUGGGUCUAUCUCGAACGCAAAUCUGACUAAGACUGUGGAUCUUGCUGGUCGGCACGAGUACACUAUUGCCGCCAUCGGUGAACAAACUUACGCGGAGAAGCCUGGAGAUAUUGACAACCUUGCACUACCAAAGGGUUUUGAGGAAUUCAUUGAAGCUUUGGCUGCUACAGGCACUAAGGUGAUUGUGGUGUUGCUCGAGGGUCGUCCGCGUCUGCUUGGGUCGAUUCCAGACAAUGCCGUUGCUGUAAUCGAUGCUAUGCUUCCGUGUGAGCUCGGCGGGCAAGCCAUCGCAGAGAUUCUGUACGGCGACGUGAACCCGAGCGGUAAGCUGCCGAUCUCGUAUCCGAAGGACCCGGCCAACGUCGAUAUCCCAUACAACCAUCUUGUGACGACGCGCUGCGCAUUCGACUACUGCGAAAUGCAAUGGGACUUCGGAACAGGUUUGAGCUACACGAAUUUCAGCUACUCCAACGUCACUCUGGACAAGACUUCAAUCACUAACGUGCACGACACGCUUACGGCCACAGUCACCGUCACGAAUGAGGGCUCGCGCGCUGGUAAGGAGGUCGUCAUGCUGUUCCUGAUCCAGCCGAUCCGCAGAAUCUCGGUUCCGGAGAUGAAGAAUUUGAAAAAGUUCGAGAAGAUCGAGCUGAAAGCUGGCGAGUCCAAAAAGGUAUCGUUUACGCUGUCGUAUGAUGAUUGGAGCGUAUACAAGGGUGAGAUUGGAGCUGGUCUACCGAAGAUAGUGGAGAGUACCAAGUACGUGGUGGGCAUCGGAGCAGACACCGAUUGCAACGUGUAUGGCGACCCCUCCAUCAAGAAUGGUCUUUGCGCCCAUUUCACCAUUGAUGCGAGCGGCGCUCCGGCCAUGUAA
Peronospora farinosa is the source of this 2349-nucleotide messenger RNA. The record is from the annotation of a GenBank genome assembly. NCBI's taxonomy places the organism in Eukaryota, Oomycota, Peronosporomycetes, Peronosporales, Peronosporaceae.